UGCAACCUCAGUAUUAUUCUAACAUGGAUACAUAUAAGGUGGUUCCUGAUGUGUUGGCAGUGGCUCCUUCUGAAAUCCUGAACGUCGUCUAUCCAGACAUUGAAGUGAAUCUUGGCAAUGAAAUUAAACCACGUAAAGUAAAGGAUAAACCUAAGGUUGAGUGGAAGAGUGAGCCUUCCAGUUAUUACACAUUGUGUAUGACCGAUCCGGACAAUGCUCAACCAACAGAUGUUUUACCGGAAUGGCAUCACUGGCUGGUAGGUAACAUACCAGGAAAUAAUGUGGCGGACGGUGAAACUUUAGCUGAAUAUAUUGGAUCUGGUCCACCGGACGGAACGGGUCUUCAUCGUUAUGUGUUUGUGUUGUACAAGCAACCAGGGAGGUUAACAUUUGAUGAGAAACGAUUGGGUUUUAGUGUUGACGGACGUGCUUCUUUUAAGAUUGGCAAUUUUGCACAGAAAUACAAUUUGGGUAAUCCAGUUGCGGCGAAUUUUUAUCUUGCUCAAUUUGACGACUGGGUACCACAGUUGUACGAAUUGUUAGGUGCAUAACCGACAGAUAAAUUAACGGAAAUUUGUCAUAUGUAAACAGAUAAUAAAGAUACGUUUUUGAAUCUGG
Bradysia coprophila is the source of this 618-nucleotide messenger RNA. RefSeq names its product protein D2 pseudogene. Lineage: Eukaryota; Metazoa; Arthropoda; Insecta; Diptera; Sciaridae. The record is from RefSeq and is a predicted model, not a curated record.